Messenger RNA from Erigeron canadensis, 1675 nucleotides. RefSeq names its product probable protein arginine N-methyltransferase 6. Gene Ontology annotation, biological process: peptidyl-arginine methylation. The record is from RefSeq and is a predicted model, not a curated record. The transcript has 13 exons. Bases 137 to 1363 code for a protein of 408 amino acids. Lineage: Eukaryota; Viridiplantae; Streptophyta; Magnoliopsida; Asterales; Asteraceae. Gene Ontology annotation, molecular function: protein-arginine N-methyltransferase activity.
ACGAGUCUUAACUAAAUUUAUCAUACGUACAGAUUUCCCUUGUAUGUAGUUUCCCGGCCAGAGAGCAUAAAUUAUUAAAUACACACACACUUUGAGUCUUCAGGGCUCAGCCCAAGAGAAAAAAAAAGUAACUGAGAUGGAAGGGAUGUCUAGGUCACCAGCGGACGGCGGUUACAGUAACGGCAACCACAACAACCAGACCUCCGGCGACAGCGGCGGAAUGACACAUUUCCGGUCACGGAAACCCGGUCAGGGCGGCGGAAGGUAUCGCAGACUUCCACAACAAGAUAUAGAUACACCACCGCCGUGUACGGAGUUUGAUAAAGCUUAUUUUCAAUCUUACUCUCAUGUUGGUAUUCAUGAAGAAAUGAUCAAGGAUCGUGUGCGGACAGAAACAUACAGGACAGCCAUUUUACAACAUCAGAGUCAUAUCGAAGGCAAAGUUGUUGUAGAUGUUGGCUGUGGCACAGGCAUCCUCUCAAUAUUUUGUGCUCAGGCAGGCGCAAAACGAGUUUAUGCUGUGGAUGCCAGUGAGAUAGCAUUGCAGGCAAAGGAAGUUGUCAAGGCAAAUAACCUUUCUGACACAGUCAUUGUUUUACAUGGACGUGUUGAGGAUGUACAAAUUGAUGAGGAGGUCGAUGUCAUCAUUUCUGAGUGGAUGGGCUAUAUGCUUCUCUAUGAGAGUAUGCUUGGGAGUGUUAUUGUUGCCAGAGACCGUUGGUUAAAACCUGGUGGUCUUAUUCUUCCUUCAAAUGCAGUGCUAUACAUGGCCCCUGUUACAAAUCCUGACAGAUAUGGAGAUAGUAUUGACUUCUGGCGCAAUGUCUAUGGAAUUGACAUGUCUCCGAUAAUGCCAUUGGCCAAACAGUGUGCCUUUGAAGAACCAUCUGUGGAGACAAUUAGUGGAGAAAAUGUUCUUACAUGGCCACACGUGGUAAAGCAUGUGGAUUGCUAUACCAUCACAAUUCAAGAGUUAGAAUCAAUUACAACAAGUUUUAAGUUUCAAUCUAUGAUGCGGGCUCCUUUUCAUGGGUUUGCGUUUUGGUUUGAUGUUGAGUUUAGUGGACCUGAUGCCCCAUCCUUGAUUGACGGUUCCACCAAGACAAAUCCAUCUGGCAGUCAUAGAAGGAAGCGGGCCAAUCCCAGUGAUGCACUUGUUCUCUCCACUGCACCCGAGGAUCCUCCUACACACUGGCAACAGACAAUAGUAUACUUCUACGAUCCAAUUGACGUUGAGCAAGAUCAGGCUAUUAAUGGCUCUGUUACAUUAACACAACGCAAAGAGAAUGCCCGGUUCAUGAACAUUCAUCUUGAAUAUGCGUCAGGUGGUCGUUCUUUUGUAAAAGAAUCUGUUUUGCGUUGAUUUUGUCACAGCUGACAUUUUAGUUUGACUUGACGACUGCUGAUGCUUCUGUUGGUUCUAACAUUUCGGGAUUUCAUAUUUAGUCUAGGUAGGUAGAAAUUUAGUGAGUGUAUGAUCUUGUACGGACCUGGUGUUGAUGACUAGAUUGAUCAAAUGUCAAAGUGUUUCUGGUAAUGUUGGCUUUGAUCCACACUUUGUCAUUUAUCAUUUUUAAAGAUCAAGUAUAACUGUAAAAGACCAAAGGGGUCAUCAGGACAAAUCUCUAUUAUUAUUAUUUCGUACGUUGGUAUAGGCAAAAGCUUUCCCUUCCUA